GGAUGGCGGCGAAAGGAGGGAACCGCGGUAAGGCCCUGGAGUUGCUCCGGACCUUGCCCCGCGUGAGCCUCGCCAACCUGCGGCACAACGAUGGCGCCCGGCAUCCGGAAAGGAGACGUGGGCGUGGUAGGCAUAGAGGUCGGAAAAGUGGCCGAGGUCAUAAAGGAGAAAGGCAAAGAGGAACCCGCCCACGCUUAGGAUUUGAAGGAGGCCAAACUCCCUUUUAUUUAGUUAUCCCCAAAUACAGCUAUAAUGAAGGGCACAGUUUCAGGCAUCAAUAUCCUCCCUUGUCCCUCCAGAAGCUGCAGUACUUGAUAGAUUUAGGUAGAGUUGAUCCCACAGAGCCAAUAGAUCUAACACAGCUGACAAAUGCCAGAGGAAUAGCAAUACAGACAAAGAAAAGACAUUAUGGCAUCCAGCUUGUGGAGGAGGGAGCUGAUAUCUUUAAGGCAAAAAUAAAUAUUGAAGUGCAGAUGGCAUCAGAAUUAGCCAUUGCUGCUGUUGAAAAGAAUGGUGGUGUUAUUACAACAGCUUUCUAUGAUCCAAGGAGUUUGGAAAUUCUUUGCAAGCCAGUCCCAUUUUUUCUACAAGGUAAACCUAUUCCAAAACGAAUGCUUCCUUCUGAAGAUCUUGUUCGUUACUAUACAGAUGCUAAGAAUCGUGGCUACCUGGCUGAUCCAUCAAAGGUUCAAGAGGCAAGAGUGGAACUUGCCAAAAAAUAUGGCUAUGUAUUACCAGAUAUUACACAAGAUGAACUGUUCCAAAUGCUGAGCCGACGCAAGGAUCCUAGACAGAUUUUCUUUGGCCUUGCUCCAGGAUGGGUUGUAAACAUGUCAGACAAGAAAAUUCUGAAACCAACAGAUAAGAACUUGCUAGAAUACUACAGUUCAUGAGAAUUCAAAUGGAAGGCGAGUCUUGGAGUUCACGUAAAGUCUUGGUUUAUUACAUGAACCUAUUAAUUUUUGCUGUAUAACAGAGCUAGGUACAAUGCAAAUAAACUGUUUAAAAUGUU
Anolis sagrei ordinatus is the source of this 1012-nucleotide messenger RNA. It is a transcript of the gene MRPL15, whose product is annotated as mitochondrial ribosomal protein L15. Lineage: Eukaryota; Metazoa; Chordata; Lepidosauria; Squamata; Anolidae. Gene Ontology annotation, biological process: translation. Gene Ontology annotation, molecular function: structural constituent of ribosome. Gene Ontology annotation, cellular component: mitochondrial large ribosomal subunit. The record is from RefSeq and is a predicted model, not a curated record.